Molecule: messenger RNA, 9884 nt
Organism: Myotis lucifugus (little brown bat)
Lineage: Eukaryota; Metazoa; Chordata; Mammalia; Chiroptera; Vespertilionidae
Gene: NRG1
Product: neuregulin 1
Exons: 13
Coding region: 513-1892 (459 amino acids)
Biological process (GO): cell differentiation; activation of transmembrane receptor protein tyrosine kinase activity; animal organ development
Molecular function (GO): chemorepellent activity; protein tyrosine kinase activator activity
Source: RefSeq, a predicted model, not a curated record
AGGGUGAGAAGGAGGCGCCAGCCUCCAACCUGCGGGCGGGAGGUGGGUGGCUGUGGGGCAAUUGAAAAAGAGCCGGCGAGGAGUUCCCCAAAACUUGUUGGAACUCCGGGCUCGCGCGGAGGGCGGUCGCAGAGCGGUGGCUGCCUGGGCAGGGGAGCGCGGGCUGGACAGUGAACCCUCUCCCCUUCGGGCUGCAAGCACGCCGGGCAGAGGCCAGGACAGGAGCCGGCAGCGGCGGGACCCGGUGCGGCGAGAACAGCGGACUUCCCCGGCGACAGGAGCAGCCCCGGGAGCCAGGCGAUCGCCAGUCCCAGGUGGCCCGGACCGCACGCCGCGUCCGCGCUGCUCCCGAAGCACCGGAGACGCUCCGUGCGCUGCGCGAGCGCCGCAGCCCGGUCGCUCUACCCCUCGAGGGACAAACUUUUCCCAAACCCGAUUCCAGCCCUCGGACCAAACUUGUCGCGCGUCGUCGUCCGCAGCCGUCCUCGGAGAGCGCGCACUUCUCUGGCGAGAUGUCCGAGCGCAAAGAAGGCAGAGGCAAGGGGAAGGGCAAGAAGAAGGACCGAGGCUCCGGCAAGAAGCCCGCGCCCGCGGCGGGCGGCUCGAGCCCAGCCUUGCCUCUUCGAUUGAAAGAGAUGAAAAGCCAGGAAUCGGCGGCAGGCUCCAAACUAGUGCUUCGGUGUGAGACCAGUUCUGAAUAUUCUUCUCUCAGAUUCAAAUGGUUCAAGAAUGGGAAUGAAUUAAACCGAAAGAACAAACCACAACACAUCAAGAUACAAAAAAGGCCAGGGAAGUCAGAACUUCGCAUUAACAAAGCAUCACUGGCUGAUUCUGGGGAAUACAUGUGCCAAGUGAGCAGCAAAUUAGGAAAUGACAGUGCCUCUGCCAACAUCACCAUUGUGGAGUCAAAUGAGGUCAACACUGGCAUGCCAAACUCAACUGCAAGAGCAUAUGUGUCUCCAGAGUCUCCCAUUAGAAUAUCAGUAACAACCGAAGGAGCAAAUACUUCUUCCUCUACAUCUACAUCUACCACCGGAACAAGCCAUCUUGUAAAAUGUGCAGAGAAGGAGAAAACUUUCUGUGUGAAUGGAGGCGAGUGCUUCAUGGUGAAAGACCUUUCAAACCCCUCAAGAUACUUGUGCAAGUGCCCAAAUGAGUUUACUGGUGAUCGUUGCCAAAACUACGUAAUGGCCAGCUUCUACAAAGCAGAGGAGCUCUACCAGAAGAGGGUGCUGACCAUCACUGGCAUCUGCAUCGCCCUGCUAGUGGUCGGCAUCAUGUGUGUGGUGGCCUACUGCAAAACCAAGAAACAGCGGAAAAAGCUUCACGACCGGCUUCGGCAGAGUCUUCGGUCCGAGCGCAACAACAUGGUCAACAUCGCCAACGGGCCUCACCACCCCAACCCGCCCCCCGAGAACGUGCAGCUGGUGAAUCAAUACGUAUCUAAAAAUGUCAUCUCUAGUGAGCAUAUUGUUGAAAGAGAAGUGGAGACAUCUUUUUCCACCAGUCACUAUACCUCGACAACUCAUCAUUCCACUACUGUCACCCAGACUCCGAGUCACAGCUGGAGCAACGGACACACCGAAAGCAUCAUUUCUGAAAGCCACUCUGUAAUCAUGAUGUCAUCAGUAGAAAACAGUAGGCACAGCAGCCCAACUGGGGGCCCAAGAGGACGUCUUAAUGGCCUGGGAGGCCCUCGUGAAUGUAACAGCUUCCUCAGGCAUGCCAGAGAAACCCCUGACUCCUACCGAGACUCUCCUCACAGCGAAAGACAUAACCUUAUAGCUGAGCUAAGGAGAAACAAGGCACACAGAUCCAAAUGCAUGCAGAUCCAGCUCUCAGCAACUCAUCUUAGAUCUUCCUCCAUUCCCCAUUUGGGCUUCAUUCUCUAAGACCCCUUGGCCUUUAGGAAGGUAUGUGUCAGCAAUGACCACCCCGGCUCGUAUGUCACCUGUAGAUUUCCACACGCCAAGCUCCCCCAAAUCGCCCCCUUCGGAAAUGUCUGCACCUGUGUCCAGCACGACGGUGUCCAUGCCCUCUAUGGCAGUCAGCCCCUUUGUGGAAGAAGAGAGACCUCUGCUUCUGGUGACACCACCACGGCUGCGGGAGAAGUAUGACCACCACCCUCAGCAAUUCAACUCCUUCCACCACAACCCCGCGCAUGAGAGCAGCAGCCUGCCCCCUAGCCCCUUGAGGAUAGUGGAGGAUGAGGAGUAUGAAACCACCCAGGAGUACGAGCCAGCUCAAGAGCCUGUUAAGAAACUCACCAACAGCCGGCGGGCCAAAAGAACCAAGCCCAAUGGCCACAUUGCCAACAGGUUGGAAAUGGACAGCAACACAAGCGCUGAGAGCAGUAACUCAGAGAGUGAAACAGAAGAUGAAAGAGUAGGUGAAGCCACCCCUUUUCUGGGCAUACAGAACCCCCUGGCAGCCAGUCUCGAGGCAGCACCUGCCUUCCGCCUGGCCGAGAGCAGGACUAACCCAGCAGGCCGCUUCUCGACACAGGAGGAUCUGCAGGCCAGGCUGUCUAGUGUAAUUGCUAACCAAGACCCUAUCGCUGUAUAAAAACCUAAAUAAACACAUAGAUACACCUGUAAAACUUUAUUUUAUAUAAUAAAGUAUUCCACCUUAAAUUAAACAAUUUAUUUUAUUUUAGCAGUUCUGCAAAUAGAAAACAGGAAAAAAAACUUUUAUAAAUUAAAUAUAUGUAUGUAAAAAUGUGUUAUGUGCCAUAUGUAGCAAUUUUUUACAGUAUUUCCAAACGAGAAAGAUAUCAAUGGUGCCUUUAUGUUAUGUUAUGUCGAGAGCAAGUUUUGUACCGUUACCGUGAUUGCUUUUCCACAGUAUUUCAGCAAAACCUCCCAUAUAUUCUGUUUUCGCUGGCUUCUUGUGCAUUGCAUUAUGAUGUUGACUGGAUGUAUGAUUUGCAAGACUUGCAACUGUUCCUCCGUUUGCUUAAAGUAGCACCCAAUCAGUACGUCUUGUAAUGGCACAUCCAUCCAAAUACUCUUCUCUUCUGUACGAAGUUUUCUUUUGCUUUCAGUCUAUGAAAUGAGUCGUGUCUAUUCUGCCAGCCAAAGGUUUGCUUCACUGGGCUCUGAGAUAAUAGUAGAUCCAACAGCAUGCUACUAUUAAUUACAGCAGGAAACUGCAUUAAGUAAUGUUAAAUAUUAGGAAGAAAGUAAUAUUGUGAUUUUUUAAAAAAAAACUAUAUUAUUCAUCAGAAGACAGCUUGCUGUCACUAAGAGGAGCUAUCACUUAUUUUAUUUCAAUUUAUUUUUCUUGACAAAAAAGCAACAGUUUGGAGGGUAGCAGAGAAAAUGGGUUCUGGCUUGCUAUUAGGGUAAGACCAACACCUUAUCAGAGGACUCAAUGUCACUUUCUCUCUGGGGGAAUGACACAACAGCACAUCUAGUUGAAGAUCAAACCAGGGCUGGACAAGGUGUAAUCAUUCCUGACUUGCAUUUUUCACUGAUUUUGGAGCUAGUGAUUGGUUCUGUCUUCUUGGCUUGAAACAGACAUGCUAUGGCACAAACACCCCAGCUCCAACAGCACACUCAGCACUUGUCUGAAAUACCUAGAGUGAAACGUGCCUGCUGUGCCUAGUGGUGACUGGUAAUCAUAGUGUCCAGAGGAGGGAUUGAUAGAAGACACAGGUGGAGGGCAGCUGUGUGGCAUGGGUUGCAAUUUUAAACAGUUUUGUUGACCACUCCUUUCUCCUCAUUAGUUUUCUCUUGCUUUUCAAUGUCGCCUUGAUUAGGUCAUGACUAUGCAUGAACAUUUUUGUCAGGAAUGGCCAACAUGCAUGUGAUUUGUGACUAGUAAGAACCUUCUGAGAGUGAUGCUUCAUCAGGCAACGUCAAUAGUGUUGGAAAGACUGCACCUUUCCCUGCAGAAACACGACCCCCUCCUGUGUACUGACCUCUUGAUUCCCAGCCUGUAUCACCCAUUUCCUCCUUUGUUUUUGCUUUACUCUCACAGAACAGGACUAAGAUGGGUCUAAACUUUGCAUGUUCUCUUGGGAUUGUAAAUCCAAGGAAGGCCUAUAGGUAUCAACAUUUGAAAGAACUGCUAAUUCAGGAAAAUAAUAGCUUUUUGUAAAAAUUGCAGGCCCCCAUUUUAUGAUCUGCCUGAUACCUGCCGAAUCUGGCUGGAGCUUUACUGAGGUUCCAAGUAGACUCCUGGGAGCCAUGUGACAAAAUGGGAAACAGGUUAGCAAGGGGUCCAAAAUACCAGGCAUGAAGUCAAUGAGAGUAACUGCUGCUUGUUGGCAGGUGAACUGAACCUAUUUCUUCACCAAAUUUCUAUGUUAAAGGUAAAGGGGAGAAGAUACAUGCAAGUAGGUCUUAGAAGAAGAAUGCAGGCUGGGCAUGAGUCAUGUCAUUGAGCUCCUACAUGUUUCUACAAUCCACAGAGAUGCCUGAUUGAUUGCAGGUCUUUGAAGUUACUCUGAGUAUUUGAUAUCCCAAGCUGCCCUUCACUGUUCACAUACCACUUCCUCUGUGCCCGGCAGUGCCCUCAUCAGCUUGUUAAUCCACACGGAGGGGCCCCUGUCAGGCGGCACAAGUUGCACUGAUUGCCCAGGUCUGUAGACAUGAGUAAGCUCACGGCAGGAGGAAGAAGACAGUCAACCCAAAGAGGUUCUAUAAGUUAUUCUAAUAUUGCCUUUGAGUCAGUCUUGGACUACUUCAAUAAAAAAUUCCUAUCACAAAUUAAAACUACAACUUUUGUUUCUAAUUCUACAGACUUAGGAGUAUUCACAUGUCUCAUUCUGAAUAAUUUCAAGAAUAAAUAAAAUAUCGAGAGCAAUGAACAACAUGAAAAUUGUUGUAAAUUUUCAGGUUACAAAAAUAUAUGAAAACUUAGGAUAAGAGGAAAGUUUCUUUCCAAUUUGAUUCUAGUCACUCACAGAGGGGGCGUUAUUCGGGACAGCAUUCCCUGUAAAACAAGAGCUUCCCUUGAUAAGAAAGGCCAGCUGACUCCUCAGGGCUACCUGCUGCGGCCACCGGAUUUGUGUUCACAGGGAUAUCUCUAUGAUGUUUAACUGCCACGUGGCUCUCAACCACCCACCCUGUUUAUAAACUCAGGCAGUGCUGUGGCCAUUCAAAGGAGGGUGAACCUAUGUUCCCAGCAGAUGAAAAGCUUCUGUGGGUUUUUGGGUAAUUGCCCAGAAGUUCCACAGCCACUCUGCCCCCUGGAAAUCAUAUCCUACUGAGGGGUAUGCAGUGGAACAUAGUAUAUGCAAACUUCUUUUUCUCACUCGAGAUUCCUUUACUAUCCUACUCUCCCUUCUUGCCUGUUAUGACUUUUUUCCAAGAGUACCUGGACAGCCUCAUGCUUUCUACAAACUAACACUCUACCAGGGUGUAUGUGAAUGUGUUUCAGACACCAACAUGCUGUAUCUUCCUUGUUUAAGUGUGACUGUCUUGAUACAGGUGGAGUUUAUCCAGGGUAACUUGCUCAGUAAUUAUUCCUAUUUUUUUUCUGGCCUAGAGUUAAAAGGGGCACAGCUCACAUUGGUGAAAAUAAGGAAGGCUAGUUUUAUUAUUUAGCACUGGCUGCGUUCCACCAGCCACAGAGAUGCGAUUUCUAUCUACAAAGGCCCAUGAAACACUGCAGAGAAAUGCAGACAAAGGGAAAUGGCCACAUAUCACAAGUUCUAUUAUAUAUUCUUUUGUAAAUACACCAUGUACAUUACUUAGAUGUUUUCCUAAAUCAUUUACUGUCUUUAUGAGUUAAUGUCAGAAUUUUACUCUCUCAACUUACUGUGUAACAUUGUAAAUAACAUAAUGUCCUUUAUUAUUUAUAUUUAAGCAUCUAACAUAGAGUUGUUUUCAUAUAAGUUUAAGGUAAAUGUCAAAAAUAUAUGUUUUUUGUUUUUCUUCACUUUAAAAUUAUGUAUCUUUUUCUUUUUUUUAAAGAAUAAUUUAUUGUUCAGGAGAAAGAAUGUAUAUGUAAUUGAAACUAUUUGAAGAAUGCACAUUUGAAAGCCGUGGGGGUACUGAUAAACUAAAGAAUUCCUUAUCCAAAAUACUAAGCAAUAAGUAAUUGUGAUUUAUUUAAAGUUUUGUUCAUUUUCCAUGAACGAAAUACUGCAAUAAAAAUGCCACUCUGUGGAGACCUGGGAGUGUUGCUCAGCAGACUAACGUUUCAGUCUGUUAGACCAGCACCUUUCGUGUUCCUGCGACAGAUGUGCUAAUAUAGGAAUGUGUUCCAUGGACCCCACAUCAUCUUGUCUGUGCUUUGCUUUGGCCUCACUGUCUAUUCUGAGUCAUCUGCUGCCUAUUGAUUCUUCUUGCCACUGUAUUCCUUGUUUAAGGGGCCACACCCAAGCAAUAUGAUGUCUCUCCCCACCCCCCUCUCCAUACACACAAUAACAUGUCAGAGAGGACAUUCUAGGCAUGAUCACUGGGUCUUGGUUGUUAACAUGUUCUGUAGUAACAGCAAGAAACUUCUUCAGACCAAUGGAAAUGUCAACAUGGCAACCCAUGCAGUCAUGAGAGGAAAACUUGUCAUUAUCAUUCAAAUAGUCUGAUGGCCACCAUGGCCUCAACGCAGCCAGUCAGAACUUUGCCAUGCUAAGCUUCCUAUCGUUUCAGUCAAUUUAUUUUACAACAGGCUCUUAAUUUAAUGAUUCACUGUUUUAAGAGGAGAUAAGGCUAAAUUGGGCUCAUUCCCCUUGUUCUAUCAAUAAAUUAAACUCAAUGUCCAUCUUACUGCUCAGGGAAGGGCGUAUGCAUGAGAAAUGUCCCACAUCCUAAAACUCACAGAAAUGAGGAUAUUACUUUUCUUACUGAAAUUAGCCUAAACAAAAGCCAUAUUUUAACAAAUAGUUAUUUGCAUGGGUGGUACUUUUUAUAUAUUUCAAGCAUUUUACUCAGUAUUCCAAACAGGGUAAGGGCGAGGAGAGGUCAGCAAUCCUUUGGGGUACACAGUGGUCCCCUUUGAAGUUUGAUGAUACCUGAGGCUUCCCAUCAACAUCACUUCCAUAUAUGCACAUGAUUCCUGUUACCUACCAACAGUUUCACUAGUGUCCUCUCCAAAACAGUCUGGAUGUCUAGAAGAGUCAGAGUGAUCUUUAUGCUAGUUUUACUAUUUACAUUACUAAAUUUUCAAAACUAUUCAGAAACCUCACAUUUGUGUCAACUGUGAUUUACAUGCACACACACACACACACAAAUGCUGAACACACACUAACCCAAAGCCACCACAUUCUUUCACCUAUUCAAUUAAGAAAAUCAAGGAUUGAGCAGAAUUUAAAAAUUAAAGAUGAAGACAUUUUCCUAUGUCUUCAAAUUUAAGCCGAGGCUUUGACCAUCUCCCAGAUUGAAAACUACAAGCUGUCUUAGUGAUUUCUGUUAAAAUUGGGUACCUAAGCUAUAUUUGAGGAAGAUGCAUGUGUGGUGGAGGGAGGUAUGGAGAGAGUGAAGAUAUACAUAUAGCCAAAUUAAAUAUCUGGAUAAUUGUUUCUAUUCCCCAUUCACUUCAAGACUCUUGAAUGUCAAACCCAGGCCAGCUCUCCAAACUAGCAAACGAUCUAUCUUUCCAAUGUAGUGUCUUCCCCAUCAUUUGAUUUCUUUGCUCUCUGUCCUGAUGAUGAAUGACAAGAGGACUCGAUGUCAAGGAUUUGGGGUUAAGAGAGGCAAUUCUGAAAUCUAGAGAUUUAGGAUGCUGGAAGGAAUGGGCAUUGUUUGGUCUCAUGUGAAUCGGUCUGCACUCCACCUUUGGCCAGCCCUCCCUGAAAUGGAUAGCAUGAAAUAAAUUUAUGAAAACUAUUAGUCCAAAUGAUUAAUUUGGUAGGAAAUAGAAAUACUUUCUGUUUAUAAACGACAGAACCAUCCUACUGCUACAAAAAGCAGCAAUAUUUCUAACCUCUCAGGCUGUUGUUGGUCAAUUAGCUGGGCCCAAUCCUCCAUGUUAUGCUCCUGUUGACAUCCUGACACUGCGGUUGUUGGACCUCUCUGGUGAGCUGUUGGUUUUGCACUUCAGUGAGUUCCAAAAUAUCAUCCAUCAGGAAAAUAGGAAAGGACUUUGUUACCUGGAGGAAAACCAUCAUGAUCUACCUGAUUCUUUUAAGAACAGGGUAGGAGAAGGAGACCAGUAAUUCCUAAAGAGGAGACAAAAUGUGGCAAUGGUUCCACCCAGGAUCUUUUUCUAACCCUUCCCCUUCAAACUGACUUAUUGAGACAAUUUGAUGGAGGAAACAAUAUCCCUUCCCACCCCACAGCAUGCUGAAGAGGCUAGAGAAUUAUUUGUAGAUGUAAACAUCAUUUAUAGCUUGUAUAGAUUUGCUCAUAAGCAGACAAAUAACCUGUUAAGUAUAAGUAACAUUUUAUCACAUUUUAUGACUUAAAACAUACUUUAUCUCCUUUUCAUUCGCACUUUUGACCUUCUGGGAUAUUGAUAUGAUACAUGAUGAGGACAAUUAGGCUCAGGGAAGUAACAAUCUUUACUGAAGCUACACACGAGUGAGUUGCAGAGAUAAUAGUAAUAUCAAAGUUUUCUGACUACAAUUCUUAUUUCUACUGACCAUACUCCUCCCAACCCUCUGACCCAAGAACAAACAAGUCUUUCAUUUUUUAUUUUUCAUUACAUGGACAGUCCAUGUUACAACCAAAACCAAGUUCCUAUUUGAAAGACAGUGAGCCCCUCUGACUUAGGUUUAGAGAUACUCUAGAACCCAAUUUGCUUGGCAUAGUGGCUCUAUGUACCUUUCCCUAAACAUAGCUUCCUAAGGAAAUGAAGUGUAGCCAUGGGAAUGAAUUCUCAGUUUCAAUAUGUAGGUAACACCUGCAGCGGAAGGAGUAGCACUUAGCAACUUUGUGAAUUUGCACGAUUUCCUUCUUCAAGCUUAUUUCCUGAUCUCUAACAUGGCAAUUCAACGGACUUCACAAGGCUGGGAUGUGGUGACGAUAAAUUUGAGCACAUGUAAGGAAGCCAUACAAUGUCCACCCCAUAGUGAUUUUCAAAUACUACCUUCCAUUUGCUUUUUCCCUUCCAGAUUCUUAAGAUUUGGAAUCUAAGUUUCUCAGUUCCAAAUGGCAUACUCUACAUUGCACACACCGAUCAAAUAAACAUAUCAUUUCUCCAGUGUAGUAAGCAAAUAUUUGCAACAAGUAAAUUUCCUUUUAAUAAGAACUAUAUGUUGUGCAGCAUAAUCACUAACCAGCAUUAAAGUUGCAGCUCAAUAACUUCAUGUAUUUUAUGUUUGCUUCUUGUGUAGCCAUACCGUUUUACAUGAAGUCUCUAAUUUCAGUGUCUUAUUCUAUUAAUGUUUCAUUAUAAUUCACAGAAAUUUACUAAAACAUAACUCUUUAUACAGUUUUCAUAAUUCCACCUUCAAACUUCACUGCAAAUAUCUACUAAGAUAAACAGACAAAAAGAUCCUAAAUAUAUAGGAUGCCUAUGCACACCAUUUGCCUUAGUUUGCACCCAGAAUGUUUAGACAUAUUUCUUUUUCUUAAACUGUAGUCCAAAGGCCCAGCAAAAGGUCUGCCUGCAGAGCAACAACAUCAGAGGAGUUAAGUCUCAGAUUAAUUCCUAAAUGUAAGUAACCACUUGGUUUAUAGAUGUUUCUCAGCCACUCCCAUUACCCAACCUAAAGUUCUUAAGGUUCUACUCACUCUUCACUCUAUGCAUAAAACAGAAUUCUUGGGUCCAAAGCAAUUAAUAAUUUAUAGAUUUAAGUUUGUUUGAUUCAAUCCUUUAAAACUUCAUCCUCCAUCAAGGGUGGCAGGUGACUUGGUCUUAUGAUAUAUAUCACCAGGCUCAUGGCAUAGACAUUGUUAAUAGUAAGAGAGUCUCAUAUAAUUGUCCACACAGCAUCCUUCAUUUAAAUAAAAAUGUAUUGCAUUGAAAUAAAGUUGUCUUAAUGUUUUAAAAAA